Molecule: messenger RNA, 1791 nt
Organism: Bacidia gigantensis
Lineage: Eukaryota; Fungi; Ascomycota; Lecanoromycetes; Lecanorales; Ramalinaceae
Exons: 2
Coding region: 1-1791 (596 amino acids)
Biological process (GO): transcription initiation at RNA polymerase III promoter
Cellular component (GO): transcription factor TFIIIC complex
Source: RefSeq, a predicted model, not a curated record
AUGAGCACUUCGUCAGAACUCUUGCAAUAUGGUGGCAACGAUGGUGUUCUCUACGAUGGCUCUCAUGCACCUUGGUACGUUGUUGCAGACUCGGAACUGAUUGCUGUAGAGCAUCCGUAUAUUGUCAAAAAUCUUAAAAAGGGCAUUCAGUCUCUGGGCGGCCACAACAAAUUGAACGCUCUAUUUUCCUCCACUGAGGGAGAUCGCCCAGAAGCCAGUCUAUACCAGAAACCAGGAAACAGAUUUACAAAUCCUAUUUACUCGGACAAUGUACCGACUCGGAAUGUAGUGCUCAAGAUUACUAUACCAAAACGACGCGGUUUGAAACGUAAACGGUACCCUGACUCGGGUAAUUCACGUCCUUCCACAGAGGAACGCGAUCCAGAGCCAGACAGCCGGGAUGCCAGCUAUCUCAUCCGCGGCCUGCGAGACAACCCAGCUAAAUAUGAAGUCGAAGCUCUGGGAGCGGUCACCCAGACACACCGCUUUCGUAGCUUACCUGACUUCGCCUAUUCAUCUUCAAGAGGCCCCUUCAUGCGAAAAAUGAGGGAUUCGAUCUUGCCAUUUGACUACGAAAAGUUGAAAACUUUCAAGUUUGACAUGUCUCAGGGUACCCAGCCCAACUCAGAAAUCAUUCCUCCACCAGUGUGGUCUCACCAGCCAUUACCAUUCAAUUAUGCAUAUCGCCAGAAUCCGGGCGUUGUUACACAGAUGGGUGCCUCUGGUCGGUUGACGACUCUCAACACUCAGGUCACGCCGAAGGUGCAAGCAAGACCAAUUCCGUGGAAUGCUCCCGAAGUACCGCGCGGGCCUCCGGCUGGACUCCCUCCAAUAUCAUCUUUAGAGCCUGGUAUCCAAAGGGCUAUUGGGGCAGCAAAGGUUGCCAUCGAACGACGGCCCGUGUUCACGCGACGCUCGUUACGAAACCAUAUAGCCCAGGAUGACUGGGACGCCGUAGGUCAAAACGUGAGCAAGUUUUUGAUUCAAUACGUAGGCUACAUCUUUGCUUCAGGACCGUGGCGAGACUGCAUCGUUCAAUUUGGUGUCGAUCCCAGAAAAGACUCAAAAUAUCGGGUCUACCAGUCUUUGAUGCUUAUGUUAGACUCCAGGACGAAUCCAAAACCCCUACGUAAGCACUCGGAGACCGAGCAGGAGAUCAGAAAGGAGAGUCAUCUGUUCGAUGGGGAAUCUGUCAGCCAAGACGGAAAGGUUUGGCAAGUGUGCGACAUUACAGACCCUGUCUUGAGUGAUAUCUUGGCCACUCAGAAUGUACGUGUAGGAUGUCACGAGAGCGAUGGGUGGUAUCAUAAUGGCACAUGGUCGAAAACGAAAACAAUCAUGAAAUGGAAGACUGCAGCGAUACUGCAGGGGUCGCCUACUCUGACGAAUGCGCAAUUCCUACGGGUGGCAGAAGGUCUGCCCGAGAGCCUACCUAAACGUGGCAUGGCUGAGUUCAAGGUGUCGUACGAGGACAUUACAGCGUUGGAGAGAAGCCUUGUGAGUCAGAUCAAGGCCACAAGCCGCGCGUCUGGUGACAAGGGUGCCUCGCCUCAGCUUGAGCAGAAUGAUGACCAUCGAUCUGAGGAGCAGGAAGAUGAUAUCGAGCUGACAGAACUUGGUCUUGAUGAUGAUGAUGAUGAAAUGGGGGAUGAUUUGGAUGGCGUGCUUGCGUCCUCGAACGUGGUUCCUGCUCCCGAUGGGAACGACUCAAGGGUAGCGGCGACCAUGCAGCAGCUCGAAGGGCGAAAGGCUCCAAGCACUGAAUUGAUCAAUAGUAAUGAUGGGUCAUGA